AUGAGCUCCGAAGUGUCUGAGGUCGACGUAGCCGUGGAAAAGUCUGAGUAUCUCGGUGAUGUGCGUGCGCGGCUGUUUUUGCUUUCGCAAUUUCCCACGCGUCCCCCAACCUAUGCUGAAAUCCAUGAUAUUUAUUCAAAACUGACGGCUGCUGCGCUAGAGGGUGAAUUCGAUUUUGAUCUUGAAUCACUGCUGAAGCUUUGCGACGAGCGUUCCCAAACUUUGUCCGUAGCACAACGUGAAAAAAGCAUAGAAUCAGGCGGCGAUCAGUUCGCAAGCGAAGACGAUGUUUCCGUGUAUUCUUCAGAGAUGGAUAGUCUUUCCGACUCCGAUGCUGUGGGAACUGCGGAAUCGGAUGGUGAUGUUAAAUCAGAAACAGCAGAUGGUGAUGCAAUGGAGGUGGACGAACCUGAAACAGCUCAACCUCCAGAGGAGCCCGAUCAAGAGGACUCUGUGCAAGGAGAAACGAGCACAGAGGAUGCUGAAACAGAUGAAGAAAAGGUGGAACCCGAUGCCCCUACUGAACAAAAUACUGCUGAAGCGGAGACUACAGAACAGGAACCUGCAGCUACAGAAUCCGAUGAGCAGGUUUCGGUGGAGGCCAAACCUGAUACUCAUUCAAAGGAGCCAGCCCCUAAAGAAGCUUCCCAAGAAGCCGCUGAUGAAACUGCGACUGAAAUAAAGAGUGGAGAACCAGCAACAACUGAGCAGAUGUCUGCAGCAGUUAGCCCCGUCACAAAACCCACCGAGGCGCCAGCAAAAGAGCCAGUUCAAAACGAGAGUAAAAAAACAGCUACUCCUGAUGACCAGCCUAAAUCACUCGCCAAACUUAUGCGACUCGAGACUUUAAAACAGUUGGAAGCUCAAAAUGCCGAACAGUUGAAGUUGAGCCAGGCUGCCUUAGACAUUCAAUUGAAGAAUAGAGACUUGACUGUCGACGAGUCCAACCCUACCAGUAUUGAUCCUGCGAAUGUGGAUGAUUCAUUUUUGGCUUAUAUUGUCCCUGACAGACUUCCAGAACCGCCUCAGUAUCGUAGACCGCUGGCCGAACUUUAUUAUUCCGUCAAGACUAUGCCAACGUGGAAAUUGCUUCCUUCUUCUCACAAGGUAUUGAGCACAGAUAUAUACAAGUUGUCGCUUCUGGAGGGCCGUUUAGCUAUCGCUUAUGGCCGAAUCGAGGAACUUCGACAAAGUGGUAAAUGGAGUUUGUACCAGAGAGCCAAGUUCAAGCCUCCUCCCCGCGAAGAGGUUCACCAAGAUUAUCUUUUGGACGAAAUGCGCUGGAUGUCUACGUCAUUUUCCGAGGGACGAAAGUUCAAGAUCGCAAUGUGUAAACAGAUUGCUGAUUCCAUUCUUGAUUAUUGGCGUCUAGGGCCUGAAGAAUGCUGUAUCAAAGCGCGAGCACCUAAAGAAAUGCCACCUCUUGAGGAUUCGACCACAGUAAAUCCCGCAGAUGUCAUGGCAGUUGAUGAACAGGUUCCAGAUUCUAAAGAACAGUUCUUCACCUCUCUGGUUCCCCUGGCUGGUGACUCGGUCACUUUCCCGCUCAUUGUACGUCCUGACGAGCUCAAUGAUGUCUCCAAACAACUGUAUGAUGACCUGCAUGAGCGGCCAGUGCUUCAGCAGAGUCGUUAUACCAACGAGUUCGACACACUCAGUAUUACAUCUGUUACAAGAUUCCUUACGGCCCCUGAUUACGCAAGGGGAUGGCGGAGGGUUGCACUGGAACGUCCGGUAAAGCUUCCUGCCGUCUUUGCGACUUCUGGUACGGAAAAUGGGCGCCUUGCUUUGCCGAAAUCGUCCAAGACACCCUUGUUCCCCGGUGCACAGACAGCAAUGCUUAUGGACCAUGAGGUUCGUGCGCCAAAACCGCCAGACGUUCGUUAUAUGAACACUAGAAACGCUACAGUUUGGACCCCUAGCGACGACCAGCGACUGCUUAUAAUUGCAAAGGAACAAAAAUAUAACUGGGAAAUUGUUUCUGCGUACCUCUGUUCAAAACCGACAAUGGGGUACACCUCAAACAUAGAGAGGCGGAGCCCAUGGCAAUGUUUUGAGCGGUGGCUACAGCUCAAUAAAGCUUUCGAUGUUCGUGACCUCAAAGGUCGGUAUGCCGAGCAAGCUCGCAUUUGGCUUGAGACGCUACCUAAAGCUCAAACUGCUGCUAAAAGACGCCUUUCUGCUUUGGGCGUACCAGCGGACAAUUUGCCGCGCGGCCACAAACGUCUACGCUGGUCGUCGAUGUUUGAGGGUGUGCGCAAGGCCCGAAAGAAGAAGGAAACGAGCAUAACCAAACCUAAUCCUGGACGUCGUCAAGCGGCCCUUGAGAGUCUCAAAAAUAACAGCACAGGUGAAAAAUACAAAGUUCGGUCUGCUGCAGAAUUACUGCAGCUCAAGUACGAGCGCGAUAGGCAGGUUGCUGAGGCCUAUGCGAAAACGCGAGCAAAUGCUCAGCAAAAUGCUGCCAGGACUGCAACCGCCGGCACUGGAGCUCCGGGCCAUGCUGUACCUAACGGUUCGCAAAUGCCUGUGCCUGCACCAACUGGCCCCACGGCACCCAACCAAGUAGGUGCUAUGGGACGGCUGCCCACAGGUGUAACCGACACGGAGAAGGCAAGAAUUGUUGCGCAGCAAGCAGCCUUGAUGCAAUCGCAGCAGCGUGCCCAAGCAGCAGCGGCAGCAGCAGCCUCGAACUCUCCGCAACCUGUCCAGCGGCCGCUGUCUGCUCAGUCUGGUGCGACAGCGGGUAAUCUUCAACAGCGUCCUCAAUCGGCGGGGGCCACGAUUGGCAACCCAACAGGCUCUCCUACCCUGGAUCAGCUCAAGGCGUACGGCAAUAUGCCCCCGUCAAUUGCUGGUCUACCUUUACCUGCUUCUGUCGCUGCCGCAGCUGCUCGUAGGGCUCAGGCACACGCACAAGCUCAAGCACAGGCCCACGCUCAUGCCCAAGCACAGCAGGCUCAGCAGGCACAGCAAGCCCAACAGGCUCAACAAGCACAGCAGGUACAGCAGGUACAGCAAGCGCAGCAGGCACAGCAAGCGCAAAACCAAGCAAGGGCACAAGCCAUUCGUAAUGCCACACCAGAACAGCAGCAGCAGAUGCUUGCUGAAAGGAGGAGGAUGAUCCAGAUGGCAGCUGCUCGCCGUCAAGCCCAGGUCCAGGCUCAGGCUCAGGCCCAGGCUCAAGCUCAGUCGCAAGUCCAGCAAAGUCAAGGGGUGCCUCCUCAAUCACCUCAUUCAUCGCACGGUGGUUCUCCUUUCCAAUCACCGGUAAUGGACUACGCGACCGUUCCUCAAAGCUCGCCGGGUACCCAGCCCAUGCUGCCUCCACAACGUUCUGGACUCAACGCGGCUUCUGCUGCCGCCGCCGCGGCUGCCCGAAGUAUGCCUGGUCAACAGACUGCUUCUCCCCAAACAGCCAAUGCUCAACUUAUGGGCAUGCCGCCGCAACGAGUAAAGAUGAGUGACUAUGUUACAAAGACCCAGUUCCAGCAGCUUUUGAUGCAGAUCCACCGGCAAAACCCCUCGUGGACACGACAGCAAGUGCAACUGUUUGCCUCGCAACAAGUACAGCGUUACAUUCGUCGCGAACAGGAACAAAAGCGCCUGGAAGCGUUGCAAGCCCAGGCGCAGGGCCAGGGGGAUCCUCGGCAAAACCAGGGUCAGCAACCACCUUUCUAA
Molecule: messenger RNA, 3681 nt
Organism: Wickerhamiella sorbophila
Lineage: Eukaryota; Fungi; Ascomycota; Dipodascomycetes; Dipodascales; Trichomonascaceae
Product: Chromatin modification-related protein EAF1
Exons: 1
Coding region: 1-3681 (1226 amino acids)
Source: RefSeq, a predicted model, not a curated record